AUGGGUGGUGGCGCAAUUCCUGCAACGGCGUCGGUGGAUUACAAGGAUGAGAAGAAGAAGGCGAAGGAAGUGCUGCUGGUAGACACCAUUGCUGGUGUCGGACUCGUCGAUGCUCCCAUCCUCUUCUUUCUUCACUUCCACAAGGCUUUUCGCUCCGAGCUUUCCGAGCUCCAUCGCCUUGCGCUCUACUCUUGGGAGACCGGUCCUCAUGAACGAGACUUGAUCAUCGACCUUCUCCGCCGCUUCCACUUUCUUAUGCUCGCUUUCAAGUACCAUUGUGCUGCCAAGGAUGAGUUUAUCUUUCAAGCACUGGAUCUACGCGUCAGAAAUGUGGCGAGCACGUAUUCUCUUGAACAUAGUAACAUGUAUGACCUUUUUGACCCUGUUAUCAACCGCUUGAGUGUUUUACUGGAAAAUAAUGAGAAUCUUUCCCAGCCAUGCCAAGAGCUAGUGUUUUGUACUGGAACUAUCAGAUCAUCAAUUUGCCAGCACAUGCUGAAAGAAGAAGAGCAGGUUUUUCCAUUGCUGAUACGGCAUUUCUCUAUCAAAGAGCAGGCUUCACUUGUCUGGCUGUUUAUUUGUAGCAUUCCUAUAAUAUUUCUGGAGGAAGUUUUGCCAUGGAUGGCCUCCUAUCUUUCGCUAGAUGAACUGGAGGAUGUUAUGCUUUGUUUUAAAGAAGUUGUUCCUGGAGAAAAGCUGUUACAAGAGGUGGUAGCGUCCUGGCUUGGCAAGAAGAACCAACAUAUUGGGGUCUCUGCUGGGGAAAGAAAUGAAAUAUGUUAUUCACAUUUUCAUAGACCACUAGACUUCUGCUUGCCAAAAUUAUGUUUGUCCAAGAAGACCUUAUAUGGGGAUACCUGGCAUAUGAGUGUAUCAGAUUGUCUCCAUAAUGAUAUUAGACAUCAGCCUCUUGAAUGCCUUUGUCUAUGGCAUGGUGCCAUUCGGAUAGAUUUACUGGAGGAGUUGCAUAAAACAAGAAGCUCUAAGAGUUCAACUUCAGAUUUAGUUGAUGCCCAGUUAAAGUUCCUUGUAGAUGUCCUUAUUUUCUAUAGUGUUGCCUUGGAGAGAGUCUUCUUCCCAGCGUUAAAUGAACUUGCAGAUGGUUCCUUAUCUUUCUCCCAUCGAUGGUUGCCAGAUGAAAUUCAAAUUGAGAGUCUUGUACAAUUGCUGCAAAACUUCAUUGUUCAAGAUGGGCCAUCUUUGUCCAGCCUUAUAGAGAAGCUAUGCCUGAAAUUGGAACCUUUUGUGGUGAAAAUUUCCAAACACUUCGAUAUUCUAGAAAAAGAGGUCUUCCCUAUCAUUUGCAAACACUAUAACCAUGAAGAGCAGCAGUGGCUGCUAUACCGGAGCCUUUGUUUAAUGCCACUUGGGUUGCUAAAAUGCGUGAUAACUUGGUUUUCUGCACAUUUAAGGGAGGAUGAAUUUAAGACAGUCCUUUGUAGCAUAAAGCUGGCAGGACCUAUGCUUGAUAAGUCUUUCUCAUCUCUCUUGCAUGAGUGGGUUCGGAUUGGAUAUUCAGGUAAAACCUCGGUCGACAAAUUCAGAAAACAGCUGCAGGAAAUGUUCAAAAGCACAUGUUUCCUACCUGAACAGAUCGAGGAGGCUGGUGUUUCUUCUCUAGAUAUAGAUGCAGAAGCUUGCAAGAGAUCCUACCCCAGUCUGAUGAAACCAAAUUCUGCCAACAGGGCCAAGAGCUGCCCAUCUGAUGCUUCAUUUUUCAAUAUCCUAAGCUUUGAAGAAAAGUAUAUCAUGUUGUACUCCAGCGGAAUCAAUCUGCGUAUAUUUCUCUAUGGAGAUUUAAAUAAAUCAACUUCCUUCUCCCAAUUCCCUGCUGAAAAAGGUUGUGCUGAUUCCAGUCUCAGUCCUGAACCCAGACCAAUUGACUGCAUCUUUCUCGUCCACAAGGCCCUGAAAAAAGAUCUAGAAUACCUUGUCACUGGGUCGGCCAUGGUGGCUAAAGAUGUUGAGUUUCUCAGGGAAUUCUGUAGGCGCUUUCAUCUUGUACGAUUUCUGUACCAAAUCCAUAGUGAUGCUGAAGAUGAAAUUGUCUUCCCAGCUUUAGAGGCCAAGGGAGAACUCCAGAAGAUCAGUCACUCCUACAGAAUUGACCACAGAUUUGAGUGGGAGCACUUUAGUAAUAUAUCCAAAGUUCUUGAGGAGAUUUCAGAAUUGCGUCUUGCACUUCCGUCUACACUGUCAAAUGUGGUGGAUGAGGUUACACUUGGCCAGAGAAUGAUUAGGUACAGCCAGCAGUGUAUGGAGCUACAUUGUAUGUGUAUAUUAAUAAAUAAAAACAUAAGGGAACACAUCCAUCGUGAAGAAAUUGAACUUUGGCCAUUGUUUACAAAAUUUUUCUCAUAUGAGGAGCAAGAAAAGAUUGUAGGAUGCAUGCUUGGGAGGACAAGAGGAGAAAUUUUGCAGGAAAUGAUUCCCUGGCUUAUGGCAUCAUUAACGCCAGGAGAAAGACAAGCUAUACUGUCCUUGUGGUGUAAUGCUACAAAGAAGACAAUGUUUAAUGAAUGGCUAGCAGAAUGGUGGGAAGAUAUGGGAAAUUAUGAUAUACCUAAAGUGGUCGAGGAGUCACAUAUCUCCUCUUCUGGGACAGCAAAUCCAUUGGAGAUUAUUGCAACCUAUCUGUCUAAGGAAUGUUUUAAUAAGGCAAAAGGAGGGAACUGUCAUGAUGAAGGAUUGACAUUUUCAACAAAGGAUUUUACCGGUUGUAAUUCUGAAACUUCUAGAAAUGUUGAAGGGGAUGGUGAAACAGAUAUUAUGAAUGAAAACCAGGACAGCUACCAAUUCUCAGAAAGUGCAACAGUUUUUAGCAAGGGCAACAAGCAGAGAUCCAAUAAAGUUAUAGAUUCCACACAUCAGGUCAAGAAACCAUUUCAGUCUUCUUGGGUAAAUCAGAAAUUUAGGCAUCAGGAGGAGCUCCUUCUGGCAAUGAGUCAGGAAGAUCUGGAGUCUGUGAUUAGAAGAGUGUCACGUGAGGAUCAUUUAGAUCCUCAGAGGAAAUCAUAUAUCAUCCAGAACCUGCUGAUGAGCCGUUGGGUUGUUGCACAGCAGAAGUCUUAUCCAGAAGCAACUCUCUCAAGCAAUGGGGAAGAAAUUCCAGGCCAGUGUCCAUCCUACCAGGACCCUGUCAAUCGAAUUUUUGGUUGCAAGCACUAUAAGAGGAAUUGUAAGCUGUUUGCUAGCUGUUGUAAUCAGUUAUUUACAUGCCGAUACUGUCAUGAUGAGGCUUCUGAUCAUUUGCUGGAAAGAAAAUCUACGGCCAAGAUGAUGUGUAUGAAAUGCUUGAAAAUUCAGCUCAUUAAUCCCACAUGCGCUAAUAUUUCUUGCAACAGCUUGUCCAUGGCAAGAUACUUCUGCAAUAUUUGCAGAUUAUUUGAUGAUGAAAGGGAAAUAUAUCACUGCCCUUACUGCAACCUGUGCCGAGUUGGGAGAGGACUGGGUAGUGACUACUUCCAUUGUAUGAACUGCAAUGCAUGCAUGUCAAAGUCUCUUACGGUGCAUAUCUGCAGAGAAAAAUGUUUUGAAUCAAACUGCCCGAUUUGCCAUGAGUACAUCUUCACAUCAACCUCUCCAGUGAAGGCACUUCCUUGUGGGCAUUUGAUGCACUCAACAUGCUUUCAGGAUUACACCUGUACUCACUAUACCUGCCCUAUUUGUAGCAAGUCACUGGGGGACAUGAAGGUGUAUUUUGGGAUGCUGGAUGUGGUGUUAGCUGAAGAGAAAAUCCCAGUGGAGUAUUCUGGCCAGACUCAGGUCAUAUUAUGCAAUGAUUGUGAGAAGAGAGGUGUAACUCCCUUCCAUUGGCUUUAUCACAAGUGUCCAUAUUGCGGUUCAUUUAAUACUAGGCUUCUCUGAUUCUUGUAAACUACUUGAUAGGGAAUUAGAUGAAACACCUUACUGUAAAUCAGUCGCGUUGAUUUCUUUUUUCAUAUUUUUCUGUCUCUGUUGCUUUGAAAUGUAACGUUUGUGGUGGAUGUUACUUCAAGAAUUCCAAUUGUUAUAUCAUCAAUUUUAGUCAUCAUCACAAGAAAA
Messenger RNA from Telopea speciosissima, 4044 nucleotides. Its product is annotated as zinc finger protein BRUTUS-like At1g74770. Gene Ontology annotation, biological process: protein ubiquitination; ubiquitin-dependent protein catabolic process. Lineage: Eukaryota; Viridiplantae; Streptophyta; Magnoliopsida; Proteales; Proteaceae. Gene Ontology annotation, molecular function: zinc ion binding; ubiquitin protein ligase activity. The coding region runs from base 1 to 3867 and encodes 1288 amino acids. Gene Ontology annotation, cellular component: nucleus. The transcript is spliced from 13 exons. The record is from RefSeq and is a predicted model, not a curated record.